GUGGUAAAGAAGCCAAAAAUGCAGAUUCAGACGAGGCAGGAGGUUUUGAAGUAGAAUUAUUAUUAUGCAGAGAAGCUAGAUUAGUUAAUGGUUCAAUGAGAACUAUUCAAGACAUUUUGUUUGAAGAAGAUCAAAGUCUAUCUUCACUUCUCAUAGUAGUUUUUAUCAUAUUUGAUAAUUAUACAGAACCUACUAUAA
Molecule: messenger RNA, 198 nt
Organism: Racocetra fulgida
Lineage: Eukaryota; Fungi; Glomeromycota; Glomeromycetes; Diversisporales; Gigasporaceae
Source: the annotation of a GenBank genome assembly